AUGCUGUCGGCGAGUCUUGUCGGUCGGGAGAGGCACCGUAUGCUGUCUGAAGAUGCUGCUGGGAGGGUAGGAAAUGAAGUGGAGGCACUAGCGGUGGCGCUGGAAAAUGAGAAGGUCCGCAAUGUCCACAUAGAAGCCUAUCUUAAGCACGUCAUCGACGAGACGCAUAGGAAACUACAACAGGCUCAAGCUGAGCUCAACCAGUCGGCAAUUCGGCACCAUCGUGAUGUGGAGGAACUGGCGGGUAGAUUCGCGGUGAAAGCGGCGGCUAUGGAGAGGCGACAGGACCAGGGGAGAGUUGUCGCAGUUUUCAUGCUCUGGCGUUUGAGGAGCAAGGUCGGCCGAAAUGCUGUGAUACGGUUGAGACGAGUGAUGGAACGCUGGUGGCAGCAGUUCAUAAGAGCGCAGAUUAGGGCCGUCAGGCGAGCUCUAAUGCAGGUUGUUGAGGCACGUAGAGUAUAUGCCGAGGCUGUUGUGAAAGGUGCUGACCUGUUGUGGCGCCGAGCUCUCCGUGUGAGGCUAGCGGAGGCCUUCGAGUCAUUGCGGAUUACUGAGCCUAAUCAUGCUUGUGUUGUUAUUCGCCACUCUGCUGGGGUGGAGGAAAUCGUCUUGCGCUGUAUGCGGCGAGGUCAGCUACGAGCCGCGAUAGGGCGGUGGCGUGUGAUCGUCGCUGUGAUCGUCCGGAAGUACUCAGCUUGUGGUUUCCUCUUCCGAGCGGUGGCUAGGGUCGUCAACAUCGAUACGCGUUAUGUUAUUGCUGAGUUGAAGCAACGGCUUGUUGAGCGUCAGAACCGCAAUGAGGAGGAAUGUCGUGUGCUCGCCGUUUUUGUAUAUACCGUAAUUCGGGUAAAUCUCCGAUGGGGAUUGUCCUCUUGGCGGGCCUGGACUCGCUCUGUUGCAAACGACGAUGCCUCUAUGAAGGCCGCCACAAUUCAUCGGAAGACUACUGCGUUGGUCGCGAUGGCUUGUCGAAGUGGAAGCAGACAGAUGUACUGGACGGCGCUCCUCACGGCAUCCAGAGCUUCUCAGCUAGAGCGAGCGCAUCGCCUUGCACGAGCAAUGCACGAACGACGACAAAACACCUACCGUAAUGUUCUCACUUCUUGGGCUCGCUUCUGUCGGCGUAUGCUCGCCGUUCGUCGCCUUCGGAGAGUCCUUGCUCGGGUGGUGAGGGAGGCCUUGCGUCGUCCCAUGGGGGCGUUACUCGCCGCACGGCAAGCCGCCGAAAGGAAGCGUCAAAGUCUAGUCUGCCUUUCUAAUCGCCUCCAGCUUUUCGCAGCCCACCGAAUGAGGGCGUAUCUGAGCUUCUGGCAAGCUACUGUCUUCAGGCUUAAGUACGUUGACCUAGCUCAGCGGUCUCUAGGGGUGGCUCGGAUGGCUAGAGGGAAGCGACGGGCAUUGGCGAGGCUGCGAGGACUUGUUAAAUUCCGUACAGUCCUCUCGGGCCUAGUCUCGGCCCUCCAGCGAGCCCUUCUUCGGUUAGCAGUGUAUUGGUUACGGAAACAGAUCCUAAAGAGUCGGACGGCGAGGUUCCUCACCAGCACGGUCCAACAGGUGGCUCUCAAGCACAGGCUACAGCAGCGGGCUGUUGGUUUCGUCACAUCGCUGAGUGAGGAGGUCACCUGCCGUCAACUGAAAGCAACCUUCCUUGCCUGGCGACGCUACAUUGAGCUUGUUCGGUCGAGGCUUACGAUAGCGUUGAAAGGCGUAGCAAUGAACCAUCGUUGCUCUACCCGUUACGCUUGGAAGAGGUGGAUCGAAUACGUUGGUUGCCAGCUGAGGAACCAGUCGGCGUGGGCAGCCCUCAGGCAGCGGAGGGAGAACUCCACUUCGAUGGGGUUAGUGGUGUUGGCUAAGGUGUUGCAACGAAUUAAGACCAAGCUGUAUGCUCUUGGCUUCUCCUCGUUGGUAGUCGCAACUGCUAGGGCUCAAGGAGUCGAUGAAGCGAAGGGCUUCUGGGUGGCAGAGCUCGAACGAAUUCGAGAGGGCGCAUGUCGGGCCGAAGAAAGGGCUCGGGAAUAUGCGGUGAAGCUACAGCAGGCCCAUGAGGACGUGCGGAAGGCAGAGGCCACCUCGGAGGCGAAUCUCAGGUUGAUCAAAGACUGGCAAGAGCGUGCUGAAAAGGAGCAUGCGGAGCACUCGGACGAAGUUGCCGAGCUGAGGCAGUCCUUAGCAGCUAUUCAGCAGACUCUGAGGAACGAGAGAGAUGCGAAUGUCCAACUGCGGCUUGAGGUUGGGCAAUCCCAGGCUAAGGUUGAGGCACUGUCGCGAGAUGUGGAUCGAGAGAGUCGAGAUAGACUAGUGUUGGCAAGUGAGGUCGCCAGGCUCCGGUCCAGCGAGGUUGACAUGUUGGCUGCCAAACGGGAGGUAGAGGCAAUCGAAGCUGCUAAGAAAGAGUCUGAGAAUAGGGCUCGGCAAUACGAGGAGGAGAUACAGAAACUGCGCCAGAGCGUCACGGAGUGGAAGCAAAUUGCCGAGAAGAAGGAAGACCAUCGUCUCAAGAAGUUGCAGGAGCGUCACAGCUUUUAUAAGCAAAAGUGCAGCUUGCAAGAGCAUCAGUUAGUGAGGAAAAUCCUUGACUCGGCUGAGGAAAGCGAACAUAUAUUCCAGCACUGGGAUAGUUGUUCUGAAGAGGUGUAG
Molecule: messenger RNA, 2640 nt
Organism: Perkinsus marinus ATCC 50983
Lineage: Eukaryota; Perkinsozoa; Perkinsida; Perkinsidae
Exons: 6
Coding region: 1-2640 (879 amino acids)
Source: RefSeq, a predicted model, not a curated record